AUGUCUUCAGAUUCGCCUAUCGUUCAGGUACCAGAACCCGAAGAGACGUACAACAGCCAAGACCUCAUCUAUUCAGCACAGCAGCAGCAGCCACAACAACCACAGCAGCAGCAAAAUGACCAGAUGGACGAAUUUGAGAAUCAUGACGCUAUUCCUCAGAAAUUAAAGCUAGACCUCAGAGGAACUCGUAUGGAACUCCACAGAGACACAUUGGUUAAUUUACCCGAGAGCCUGUUAAUUGCCAUGUUUCCCAAUGGCCUCGUUUUAGCACGACCACCAGACGAAUACGAGGACGAGGACGAGGACGAAGAAGAGGACUAUGAUGGACUUUCACGCCAUUCAGUUGGCGUUGACGAGCAAGUAAACCUCGUGGAUUUCGACCCUGCUUGUCUGGAAUAUGUACUCAAGUUUUAUACACACGCGGCUCAAGUUCGGGACCAAAACCAACAAGAUGCCGAUCUGCAGAGACUAUUAACAGCAUCAGCAGCAUCGUCGCCCGUCUACUACACACUCUUGACAAAGCAGCCCAUCAUUGUACUGCGUGAGGAACUAGAAUACUUUUGUCUGCCAACGGAAAAGAACCAAGAUGCAAAGCAUUUGAAGCUGGAAUCAGGCAAAUACCUCCAGGAACAUGAUCAUAUCUUUGACGCAUUGCAAAAGAACAUUUCAAGGGAGAACAACGUCGCUGAGCAGCACCUGAUUGAUAUGCUGUGCGAUGCAGGCUUCCAGAGAGAUGAUCGAUGGGGAUACCGUGAAAUUGAGCCAUUAAAGACCACAAUUGUCAGUAUGGCGCUUGUGCUGCUCAAGACCAUUGGACCCAACAACCACAUGGCAACAGCGCAAAAGCUAUUUUUGUUUUGGAGAAAACCAGCACGCAAAUGUUGGUGGGAUGGUAAUACAGUGGAAUUAAAGGAUCAGACAAUCCGCCUAUGGGCAAGGAGAACUUGGACAUUAGAAUUAGCUUUGGUUUAA
Messenger RNA from Mucor velutinosus, 972 nucleotides. RefSeq lists its product as uncharacterized. The record is from RefSeq and is a predicted model, not a curated record. The transcript has 2 exons. Bases 1 to 972 code for a protein of 323 amino acids. NCBI's taxonomy places the organism in Eukaryota, Fungi, Mucoromycota, Mucoromycetes, Mucorales, Mucoraceae.